AUGGGAGUCCCAUCUACAUACGAAAAUCAAGCAGCCUGGAAAGGUAUCCAAGGAUUCCUCCCUCAGCGUCUGUCAUUCACCAAAGACCACUCUCCCGCCGAGGAAUGGUGGGAAAACCGCGGCCACAAAAUUCAUUUGGACCGAUGGAGGAACCCCACAGCCAAAGUACGUGUGAUUUUUCACCAUGGGGUUGGCACUAAUGGGCGCCAAAUGUCCAUGAUUCUGGGCGUGCCUUUGCAUGCCGCAGGGUUUGAGUUGGUGGCCAUCGACAUGCCAGGGUAUGGAUGCACCCAGACCGCUCGGGGCACGACUGUCUCCUAUGACGAUUGGGUACAUAUCGCAAAUGAUUUCAUCGAUUCCGAGCUGGAGCGUGAUCCUCGUCCCAUCGUGCUUUACGGUCUCAGUGCUGGCGGGAUGCUGACCUAUCACGUGGCCGCGUUGAAUAAGAAAGUUAAAGGUAUUAUCGGCAUGACGUUCCUGGACCAACGCAUCCAACAGGUUCGCGACGAGACGGCUAGGAACGUCCUGAUAAGUAGGAUUGGGAUCCCUCUUGCCCGGUUGUGCGACAUUCCGCUCCUGAGAUCGCUGUCUAUACCCAUGUGGCUCGCCAGUAAAAUGUCGACUCUAGUAAACAACCCCGAUGCCCUCAAGGUUUGUCUUGCGGACCGGUCCUCUGCUGGCUCAUGGGCGACAAUGCACUUCCUAUCUACAUACGCAUCUUUCCAACCUGCACUUGAACCAGAGGAUUUUGAUGUCUGUCCGAUCCUUCUGACACAACCGGCCGACGACAAGUGGACGCCGCUGCACCUAAGUGAGUUGGUUUUGUCCCGCGUGAAAAAAGUCCCGGUUGAGACAGUCGAGCUUGAAAAUGCUGGCCACUAUCCACUGGAAGAUCCGGGACUUCAGCAAAUGGCGGAAGCCAUCAUCAAAUUCCUUCGCCAAGUAUCAUCGUAG
Molecule: messenger RNA, 954 nt
Organism: Aspergillus tanneri
Lineage: Eukaryota; Fungi; Ascomycota; Eurotiomycetes; Eurotiales; Aspergillaceae
Product: alpha/beta hydrolase
Exons: 1
Coding region: 1-954 (317 amino acids)
Cellular component (GO): membrane
Molecular function (GO): lipase activity
Source: RefSeq, a predicted model, not a curated record